UUACAAAUUAUUCAUUAGCUUCUCGAUGAUUAAUUUUCGGUGAUAGUUAAGUAUAUUUGUAACAAAAAAGGUAUAUACAUAUCUUGUAUAACAGUAUAAGUAAUUAAUAAAAAGAAAUCUUGUUGAAGAAAAACUGACAAGGGUAAAAAUUGACGUGCCAGCUCGCAGUGAUUACGAUUAAGAACCCUAUUAGUAUACACUACACUCCACGACUGUAUUUUUUUUCAAGUGCUCUUUCUGGGAAAAAAAUGACAACCCAAAUUAUAAGUUUGUAACAUUUUCUCUGUGGAAAUUAUGGCCAAUCUCUUUAAUAAUAGAAGAGAAAGAAAGUUCGGUGAAAAUGAGUUCAAGAGGAAAGCAGGGUGCCAUCGUUUCUUACCAAAACGUCGUCGUAAUGAGGCACGGCGAGCGCUUCGACAACUUCGAGCCGUCAUGGGCGGCGACGGCGGCGCGGCCUUGGGACCCGCCGCUGGCCGAGGCCGGCCGGAAACGGGCGUUCAAAACGGGCCUGAGGCUCCGAGAGAGUGUCGAGUUUCCGAUCGGGCGCGUCUUCGUUUCGCCGUUCCUCCGCUGCCUCCAGACCGCCGUGGAACUCGUGGCAUCUCUCUCCGAUGGUGUUGCCGUUAAGCCUUCCGAAGUCAAGGUCUCUGUCGAGUAUGGAUUGUGCGAAAUGAUGAACAGCAAGGCUAUCCGUCCCAAUGUUGCCCCCAAAGAUGGAAACAUGGGGUUUGAUGUAGCAGUUUGUGAAGCCAUGCUCCCAGCUGAGAUAGUGGAUAAAAAUGUUGAAAGGAUGUGUAAAGAGUUGCCCCAGUGGGAAGAAUCAGUUCUGCAAGCAGGGGCAAGAUAUCAGCAGUUAAUUAAGGACCUUGCAGAUAAAUACCCUACUGAGAACUUGCUGCUUGUUACACAUGGGGAAGGAGUCAAGGUAGCUGUUUCUUCAUUCAAAAAGGAUGCUGAGGUAAAUGAAGUCGAUUACUGUGGAUAUGUGGAACUUAGACGUCCCAUGUUCAUGAAAGAUCACACAUUUGCCGCUGGAGAGUUCGAUUUACUUACAACUAGUGGUCAAACUGGCGUAAGCUAUUUCCUACCACGUCCUUUGGGAAGUGACACCAACCAAACUUUACCAUGAUCAAGCAUAUACUCGUGAUUCUCACUUCAAGUUUGUGAGCUUUAUACUUGAGUGGUGUCUGUUUCAAGGUUUAUAAUUAGGUGAAUUAAAAAAAAAACAUGUUAAUUAGGAUUUAACAUGUAUAGGAACUUUUCAAAUGCUAGGAGAAAAUGAAAGUGAAAAUCUACAUGUUCCUGAUUCGGAUGUCAUAAUUUCAGAAUAUUUCCAUAGAAAAUUAAUAUAUCCUCUCCUUAACAUGGAGAAUGGAGAUUAAAGUCAAGUAAAAUAUCACAAAACUUUCUUAAAGAACAAAUAUAUAGCCCGUUUGGUUGUAAGUUA
Glycine soja is the source of this 1447-nucleotide messenger RNA. RefSeq lists its product as uncharacterized. Lineage: Eukaryota; Viridiplantae; Streptophyta; Magnoliopsida; Fabales; Fabaceae. Gene Ontology annotation, molecular function: catalytic activity. The transcript has 5 exons. The coding region runs from base 341 to 1129 and encodes 262 amino acids. The record is from RefSeq and is a predicted model, not a curated record.